AUGAUAUUUUUCACUUGCAAAAUACUACUUGUACGUUUUGCUUUGAAAGUUCCAGAUUCACGAUUAAGGCAGCAAAAACUUCCUGCAUGGCGGCCAAUAUGGACAAUAACUGGUGUUCUAGGUACAACGAUUUUCGUUGCUAUUGUCUUUAUCCCGAUCGGUAUCGCAUUAUUAUAUGCAAUAAGGGAAAGCAUAACUGAGUAUACAAAUUGUAUUAAUUCGUCAAUUGGCGCUUGCGUAAUGGAUAUAACUUUAUUGGAACCCUUUGAUGGCGAUGUAUAUUUCUACUACGCACUGGAUAAUUAUUUUCAAAAUCAUCGGCGUUACGUGAAAAGCCGAAGUGAUAAACAGCUACUUGGAGAUCUGCAAGACGUUUCUGAGUAUACCUUCACGCUUUAUUUUACUGGCAGAAAUGAUCGUAUCCUUGUGCCUUGGACUCAUGAGGGUGUUGCAUGGGAAGUCGAUAAAAAGCACAAGUUCAAGAAUCCUCCUGGCAACAGUUUACAAGAAGCUUUCAAGAACACUACGAAACCGCCUAAUUGGCAGAAGAACGUAUGGGAAUUGGAUCCCGAACAUCCUGAUAAUAAUGGAUUUUUAAAUACGGAUUUUAUAGUCUGGAUGCGUACUGCUGCACUACCAAAUUUUCGGAAGCUUUACCGCAGGCUUAUUCGUAUCGGAUUCUUCACUUCUGGUCUACCUUUGGGGAGAUAUGAGUUGCGUAUUAUAAAUAAUUAUCCGGUCACUGUCUUUGGCGGGAGGAAGUAUUUUGUAAUUAGUACGACGUCGUGGGCCGGAGGAAAAAACUUAUUUUUGGGUGUCAUGUAUAUUAUUGUGGGAAGCUUAUGCGUAAUUGCUGCCAUUGCGUUUACCGUGAUUCAUCGCGUUUUGGGGAACCGAUUCACUAGUUGA
Messenger RNA from Enterobius vermicularis (human pinworm), 909 nucleotides. The record is from the annotation of a GenBank genome assembly. Lineage: Eukaryota; Metazoa; Nematoda; Chromadorea; Rhabditida; Oxyuridae.